Molecule: messenger RNA, 1536 nt
Organism: Drepanopeziza brunnea f. sp. 'multigermtubi' MB_m1
Lineage: Eukaryota; Fungi; Ascomycota; Leotiomycetes; Helotiales; Drepanopezizaceae
Biological process (GO): triglyceride biosynthetic process
Cellular component (GO): endoplasmic reticulum membrane
Molecular function (GO): diacylglycerol O-acyltransferase activity
Source: RefSeq, a predicted model, not a curated record
AUGGCAACCUCUAUCCGCACGGCGACCGGCGCGGAGGUUCAAGCGUUGGCACCUGUUAAUCGACAUGCACAUGCCAAGUUCAAGAGAUCCUCCGCGCCGCAACCCCUCGCACCGCUGGCGCCAGUUCGAUUGAAGAAGAAAUACAGACAUGUCGCAGCUGCACAUUCAAUUCCGAGAACCUCAUGUCUCAGCCACGAUUCCGAAGCUACUCCCAGUUUCUUGGGGUUUAGGAACUUAAUGGUUAUUGUCCUCAUUGUUGGGAAUCUACGCUUGAUGAUUGAGAACUUCAAGAAGUACGGAGUCUUGAUAUGUAUACAAUGCCACGAUUACAGACGACAAGACCUGAUUCUUGGAGCUGCAUUAUUCUUCAUAAUCCCAUGCCAUCUCUUUCUCGCUUACGUCGUCGAAUUGGUUGCGGCCCAACAAGCUAGAAGAUCGCUUCAAGGGGGAAAGAAGAGGCCUGGGACCGCUACACCUGGAGGAAGCUAUGUUGCAUCAGACGAGGAGAGGCUGAAGUUCCAAUCGACCUGGAAGAUGAUUGCAUGGAUCCAUGGAAUCAAUGCCUCCCUCUGCCUCCUCAUAACCUCCGUCAUCGUCUACUUCUUCAUCCAUCAUCCCUUGAUCGGGACAUUGAGCGAAGUCCACGCCAUUAUCGUAUGGCUAAAAACGGCUUCCUACGCUUUCACCAAUCGAGAUCUCCGACACGCAUAUCUGCACCCCUCGAAACGAGAAGAAGAUGCUCUUCCAGAAAUAUACAAUGGCUGUCCAUACCCCCUCAAUAUCACCCUGAGUAACCUCACCUAUUUCUGGUGGGCGCCAACUCUAGUCUACCAGCCAGUAUAUCCGCGUACAAAGAGAAUCCGCUGGGUCUUCGUGGGCAAACGCAUGGCCGAAGUAUUCGGCCUCAACGCAUUCAUGUGGAUAGCGUCUGCCCAAUACGCCGCUCCCGUCCUGCGAAAUUCCCUCGAGGAAAUCGCCAAUCUAAACCUUGUUUCCAUCCUCGAGCGCCUUAUGAAGCUCUCUACCAUCAGUCUCGUGAUCUGGCUCGCCGGCUUCUUCGCGCUCUUCCAAUCCUUCCUCAACGCCUUGGCCGAAGUGAUGAAAUUUGGGGAUAGAGAGUUCUAUAUGGAUUGGUGGAAUAGCCCGAGUGUAGGUGUGUACUGGCGGACGUGGAAUAAGCCUGUGUACCAGUUCAUGAAGCGGCAUGUCUUCUCGCCAUUGAUUGGCAGGGGAUGGACUACGGGCUCGGCGAGUUUUGCUGUGUUUUUGUUCUCGGCGGUGCUGCACGAAUUACUUGUUGGGAUUCCGACGCACAAUAUAAUUGGUGUUGCAUUCAUUGGUAUGAUGGCCCAAUUGCCGCUUAUUGCCAUCACCGCACCGCUGGAGAAGAUGAAGGGCAUCAACGGACGGAUCAUUGGCAAUUGUAUUUUCUGGGUCUCUUUCACGCUCAUCGGGCAGCCUUUAGCAGCGCUCCUCUAUUUCUUUGCCUGGCAAGCCAAAUAUGGUUCCGUCAGCCCCAGCGCCAUGAAAGCAUAA